Molecule: messenger RNA, 909 nt
Organism: Neohortaea acidophila
Lineage: Eukaryota; Fungi; Ascomycota; Dothideomycetes; Mycosphaerellales; Teratosphaeriaceae
Exons: 4
Coding region: 1-909 (302 amino acids)
Cellular component (GO): intracellular anatomical structure
Molecular function (GO): oxidoreductase activity, acting on NAD(P)H, oxygen as acceptor
Source: RefSeq, a predicted model, not a curated record
AUGAACGGCCAUAUCGAGUUCCCCGACGCUCACGCUGCGCCUGGCACCAACGGUUCCACGCCACGGCCGCUCAAGCGUGACCCGGAUGGAUUUCUGCGUCGCUCUGUACAAGACCUGUUCUCGCUCGCGCAAAGAACCGUCGUCAUAACUGGAGGCGCGCGCGGCAUCGGAUUGGCAUUCACCUUUGCCGUGGCAGAGGCUGGCGGUCAUGUUGCCAUCCUCGACGUCGCUGACGAACCGCAUCCGCAUUUCCAUGAGCUUGCAAAACGUCAUCCCAAGCAACAGUUCAAGCAUUACAAGACCGACGUGACGAAAUAUGAAGUCUUGCAAAAAUCAAUUGAUGCGAUUGUUGAAGACUUUGGGCGGAUCGACGGAUUAAUCACCGCUGCUGGCAUUUGCCCCGACGAGCCAUUUCUGGAACGAGACCCAAAGUCGGUUGCACGAUGCUUCGAAAUCAACACCCUGGGAACGUAUUACGCUGCGCAGCUCGUGGCGAAGCAAAUGACGACACAAGCACCGACCGACUUUAACCCACAUGGAGGCAGCAUUGUCUUUGUUGCGUCCAUCGCAGCGUAUGUGGCUAGCAAAGGACAGUGCACCAGCGACUACUGCUCUAGCAAAGGGGCAGUCGUAUCGCUUGCCAAGGCAUUAGGUGUGGAACUCGCCGCUCAUCAUAUCCGGGUCAACAGUAUUUCGCCAGGAUAUACCGUAACCGACAUGACGCUGGAUCUGUGCGAGCGGAUGCCACACCUCGGUCAUAUCAUGACACAUGAACCGCCCAUGCGGCGUAUGGCCGAUCGCACGGAUCUCAAGGGCAUUGUGGUGUAUUUGCUAUCCGAUGCGAGUGCUUAUCAGACCGCUGAGGACACACUCAUUACCGGUGGGAUUCAUGCAGGUCGCUUGAUGUGA